CUUUGAAUGCUAUAGUUCUAAUUCUUUGAAAAUUGAAAAUAUUUUUAAAAAGAAAAAGCUUAGCUUGGCUUAAAAUAAAAGAAAAUAAAUUUAAUUUUUUUUUAUUUUUGUUUUUUUCUUUUUUUUUGUAAUUUUAAAUUGACCGUGAAUUUCAUAUACGUACACGAUCAUUUUUAAUUAGUUCAGAUUUUUAUAACCGUUCUAUUACUGUUCUAUUACCGUUUAUAUCGUUGUAUAUAUACAUACUAAGAAAAAAAAUGGUUAUUUAUAAAAAUUUUGAUGAAGCACUUCCGCAUUUAGAUGCAUGGCUUAAAACUCAACCACAUUUACCAAUUAUAGAAAAGAAUGUUAAAGAAAGAUUCUUAAAAAUAUGUGAUCUUGAUAUGGAUAAAACAAAAAAAUUAAUUGAUACUAAUUAUACAAUACGUAAUUCAUAUCCAAAUUUAUUUAUGGAACGUGAUCUUAAUAGUUCAACAAUGCAAUCAUUAUUGGAUGUAUUAGAUUUUGUUGUACUGGAAAAAUUAGAUGCUUAUGGUAAUAGAGUAGGAUUAUGUCGAUUAGGUGAUCCUGAUCCUGAUAAAUUUCUAUAUACAGAACUUACAAAAUUAUUUUUAAUGUAUACGGAUGCACAUACUGCAUCUUCUGAGAUAGCAAAUAUUGGAAAUGGAGAAGUUAUUAUAUUUGAUAUGAAAGGAUUCACUUUAAAACAUUUAUCAAAAUAUAAUUUCACAACAUUAAAAGCAUUUUUACGUUUUGCUACUGAAGGAAUAUCAUCAAAAAUAAUUGCUGUUCAUAUGAUCAAUUGUCCAACAUAUAUUGAUAAAAUUUUAGCAAUAUUAAAACCAUUUAUAUCUGCAGAAUUAUUUAAAUUGUUACAUUUUCAUCAACCAAAUUCAGAAACCCUAUAUGAAUUCAUUGAAAAAAGUAUUUUACCAAAUGAAUAUGGUGGAAAUGGUGGAACAAUGGAAGAAUUAAAGCAACGUGAAGUGGAAAUUUUAAAAUCAAAAAGGGACUAUUUAAUGGAUCCAAAGUAUUGGAAGAUCAAUGAUGAUAAAAGACCAAAAAAUCAACCGAAAAAUUAUGAAAUGGAAGGACAAUUUCGACAAUUAUGUAUUGAUUAGAAUUAAAAAAAAAUUAUAUAAUAUUUGUUAAAAAUUUUAUUUUAAAUUCAGAACUAUAAAUACAUAAAUAAUGUAAAAAAUUUAUAAAUACGUAAAUAAUGUAAAAUAUUUAAUAAAUUAUGUAUGUAAUUAUAAAAUAAUUAUAGUAUUACUAAGAAUUUGUUUCUAUCAUUUUGUAUUAAAAUUCUUUUUUGUAAUUUAAGAAAGAAAAAUAUGGUAUGGUACUUGUUAUUUUCUUGAAAUUAAAAUUUUCAAAUUGCACAAGACACAAAUACCAUAUUUUAAUUAAUAUAAACGAACAUUUUUUGUACAAUAAAUGUUAAAUUAGAAUUCACGAAAUUUUAUAAUAUAUUGUAAUAAAGUAUAUAAUUGUAAAAUAAUUAACAGCUACCAAAACAAAUAUAUUUUCCAAAUGUUUAGACAAUUAAUGUAAAUUUAAUUAAAAUAGAUUUAUGGCAAUAAUAUACACGUAAUGUAGGUUAUUAUAAGUAAAAUUGAAAACAAAAUAAUUAAUUUCCC
Molecule: messenger RNA, 1640 nt
Organism: Condylostylus longicornis
Lineage: Eukaryota; Metazoa; Arthropoda; Insecta; Diptera; Dolichopodidae
Product: alpha-tocopherol transfer protein-like
Exons: 6
Coding region: 258-1121 (287 amino acids)
Cellular component (GO): membrane
Molecular function (GO): phosphatidylinositol bisphosphate binding
Source: RefSeq, a predicted model, not a curated record